This is a messenger RNA of Pollicipes pollicipes, 1923 nucleotides long. RefSeq names its product DNA repair and recombination protein RAD54B. Gene Ontology annotation, cellular component: nucleus. The transcript has 16 exons. Gene Ontology annotation, biological process: reciprocal meiotic recombination; double-strand break repair via homologous recombination. Gene Ontology annotation, molecular function: DNA translocase activity; ATP binding. The record is from RefSeq and is a predicted model, not a curated record. NCBI's taxonomy places the organism in Eukaryota, Metazoa, Arthropoda, Thecostraca, Pollicipedomorpha, Pollicipedidae. The coding region runs from base 1 to 1923 and encodes 640 amino acids.
AUGCGUGCGUUGGGACCCGAAAGCGAGGAGACGGACACGGAGCGGAAGGUGAUCGGCCAGGGCAGUGGCUACAAGGUGAAGGAGCUGGAGGACCUCUCCGAUGGUGACCUGCUGACCGUCGGCGGCAAGGAGGUCGAGCCGCGCUUCGAUCCGCAGGCGCCAGGGGCGCUCGUCAUGCCCCGGCCGUCCGCUCAGUAUCAGUGGAAGCACAACUCGGAGGGGCGCCCGCUGGUGGACGUGGUGGUGGACCCGCACGUGUCACGGCACCUGCGGCCCCACCAGCGGGACGGCCUGCUCUUCCUCUACCAGUGCGUCAUGGGCUUCACCUCGGAGCUCGGCCGCGGCGCGGUGCUGGCUGACGAGAUGGGGCUCGGCAAGACGCUGCAGUGCAUCGGGCUCGUCUGGACGCUGCUGAAGCAGGGCCCGUUCGGCGGCGAGCCUGCCGUCCGCCGCGUGCUGGUCGUCACCCCGUCCAGCCUUGUCGGCAACUGGGUCAAGGAGUUCCACAAGUGGCUCGGCAAGGAGCGGCUGUCCGUGUUCGCCGUCGAUCAGACGCACUCCGUGCGGGAGUUCGUCGGCGGCCGGCUGUCGCCCGUGCUGAUCGUCUCGUACGAGAUGGCCGUGCGCAACCUGGAGCGGCUGCAGCAGUGCCAGUUUGAUCUGAUGGUCUGCGACGAGGGACACCGGCUCAAGAACUCCGCCAUCAAGGCCGCCACGGCGCUGUCUUCGCUCUGCUGCCCUCGCCGGAUCAUCAUGACUGGCACCCCCGUGCAGAACGACCUGCUGGAGUUUUUCGCGCUGGUCCAGUUCGUGAGCCCUGGGGUCCUGGGCUCCGUCAGUGAGUUCCGGCGCGACUUUGAGCGGCCGGUGGUGGCGGGGCGUCAGCCGGACGCGUCCGAGGCGGCGCGAGCUCUGGGCGAGGAGAGAGCCGCGCAGCUGGCCGCCGUCACCGACAGGUUCAUCCUGCGCCGCACGCAGGAGGUGCUGGACCGGUACCUGCCGCCCAAGGUGGAGACGGUUGUCUUCUGCCGACCCUCGCCGCUGCAGGUGGAGCUGUACAGCCGGGUGCUGGAGUCGCGCGAACUGCGUCAGCUGCUGUCGGCCGGGAGCUCGGACGCCGGCGCCGGCCACCUGGUCUUCAUAUCGCUGCUGCGCAAGCUCUGCAGCCACCCCGCGCUGCUCCUGGCCGCCGAGCAGCAGGAGUCGUGCGCGCUCAACAGUCUGCAGCUGAGGUUUCCGGAGGGCUUCAGUGAGGCCCGGCUAUCGGCGACCGACUCUGGCAAGAUGGCGGUGCUGGCGAGCCUGCUGCACGCCCUGCGGCGGGCCGACCGCCGCCAGAAAAUCGUGCUCAUCUCCUACUACACACAGACCCUUGAUCUGCUAGCGAAGCUGUGUCAGCAGCAUCAGUUGAAUUUCCUUCGCUUAGAUGGCAGCACUCCCUCCACCAAGAGACAGUCGCUGGUUGAUCAGUUCAACAGCUCAUACUCAACAGAGGCCGUGUUCCUGCUCUCGGCCAAGGCGGGCGGCGUGGGCCUGAACCUGGUGGGCGCCUCGUCCAUCGUGCUGUUCGACCUCGACUGGAACCCUGCCAACGACCUGCAGGCGCUGGCCCGCGUCUGGCGCGACGGCCAGAGGCACACCACCCGCGUGUACAGACUGCUAACGACGGGCACCAUCGAGGAGAAGAUCUACCAGCGCCAGGUCAGCAAGCAGGGCCUGAGCGCGGCCGUGGUGGACGCCGACCAGCGCUCCGCCGCCCACUUCAGCCGAGACGAGCUGCGGGACCUGUUCUCGCUGGAGGAGGACGCCGAAUGCUGCACGCACGAUCUGCUCUCGUGCGGGUGUGACCUGGCCGGCGGGCCGUGCCCGGUGUCGGCCCCUGCCGCCGAGCAGCCGCUCCAGCGGCCCUGCCAGCUAGCCUGA